AUGGCGUCCAGCCUCCAAAGUGUCCGGCGACUCGGUACUCGAAUUCUUCCCAAAAAUUCCUCCCCUCUAGAGAAGCACGUCAUGAAAAGAAGCUUUUCACGUGGGGUUUCCUUGUGUCGGGCUGCCAGGUUGAUAACCAGCGAUAACCAUGUCCACAGCCCCUGUGAGCCCAUGUUGGUCCCCCGGGUAUCCUUGGGGCAGCACCUUAUGGGAUGUUUGGAGAAGUACAAGGAUUUAGAGGCUCUGGUGGACAUCCCAACGGAAAGACGCAUGUCGUUUUCACAGCUGCGUGACGCUGUCAUCCGGGUCACCAGCGCUCUCAACAAACUGGGCAUCAAGAAAGGAGAAGUCGUGUCAUUGUGCUCUCUGAACUGUCUGGAGUAUGUUGUGUUGUGUGUGGCUGUGCUCAAUGUCGGUGCAGUUGUCUCCCCUAUUAACCCAGCAUCAACACCAGAGGACAUUGCCAGACAGAUGAAGAUCUGCGGUGCUGUUGCCAUGGUAUCAGGACCACAAUUCAUUCCCAUGGUUAAUGCUGGUCUUUCAAAUAACACGAAUGUAAAGACAAAGAUCGUGCUUGGCUCCUCUGACGGCUGGCUUCCCUUCUCAAGUCUGAUGGAGGACGACGGUCAGGCCUUCUCUCAACCCCAGGAUGUCGAUCCCGAGAAGGAUCUAGCCUUCCUCCCUUACUCCAGCGGAACCACUGGCUUUCCCAAAUCUGUGAUGCUAACACAUGCCAAUGUGCUCACCAAUUUGAUUCAAUUUGCACAAGUGUUUCCGCCGGAAGCUGGAGUUGACCGGGUGCUUGGCUACCUCCCCUUCUUCCAUGCCUACGGACUGAACGGUAAAAUUCUGUACACCUUGAAUGGCGGAACCUCGUUGACGAUCAUACCUAAAUUUGACGAAAAUUUUCUCCAGACCAUGCACAAAGAAAAGAUCACAAUCCUUCAUCUUGUACCGCCUGUCUGUGUUUAUAUGAUUAAAAACCCGAGCAUCAAGAAGCAUGGCUUACCAUUCGUGAAGCGGGUUGUAUCUGCGGCAGCUUCUCUGACCAAGGACACCAUCCUGGAGUUCGAGAAGGUCACCGGUCUCACUGAGCUCGGACAAGGAUAUGGACUGACAGAAACAUCCCCUGUUGUCACGUUUGAUGCUCCUCCCACAAACUACGGCUCAACUGGACAGCUUGUUUUUGAUACCACUAUCAAGGUAAUAGACCUGAAGACAGGCGAAUGUCUCAGUGCGGGACAAGACGGAGAAAUUUGUGUUAAGGGACCGCAAGUCAUGGCCGGUUACUAUGGCAACCCUGCGGCUACGGCCGACGCUUUGCGAGGUGGUUGGUUUCAUACGGGUGACGUGGGCCACUACGAUGAAGAAGGCUAUCUGUACAUCACAGAUCGUGUUAAGGAGCUUAUCAAGUACAAAGCUCAACAAGUUGCUCCUGCGGAGUUGGAGGGCCUGUUACUGACCCACCCCUGGGUACAAGAUGCAGCUGUAAUCGGUGUACCCGACCCUGAGGCAGGAGAACUCCCUAGGGCGUACGUCGUCAUCAAGCCAGGCGCUACCAGUGACGUCACACCCGAAGCUGUGACUAGUUUCGUUAAUGGAAAAGUGGCCUCCUAUAAAAAGCUUCGUGGUGGCGUUCAUUUCAUCAAGCAGAUUCCCAAGUCACCUUCGGGAAAGAUUUUGAAGAGAGAAUUGCGAGAAUCUCGCAGCUGA
Messenger RNA from Liolophura sinensis, 1713 nucleotides. RefSeq lists its product as uncharacterized. The transcript has 11 exons. Bases 1 to 1713 code for a protein of 570 amino acids. The record is from RefSeq and is a predicted model, not a curated record. NCBI's taxonomy places the organism in Eukaryota, Metazoa, Mollusca, Polyplacophora, Chitonida, Chitonidae. Gene Ontology annotation, molecular function: CoA-ligase activity.